Molecule: messenger RNA, 1821 nt
Organism: Aspergillus novofumigatus IBT 16806
Lineage: Eukaryota; Fungi; Ascomycota; Eurotiomycetes; Eurotiales; Aspergillaceae
Product: F-box domain protein
Exons: 2
Coding region: 94-1431 (445 amino acids)
Molecular function (GO): protein binding
Source: RefSeq, a predicted model, not a curated record
CAAUGACUGACAGAGGAUUGUCAAUCCAGGGCUCACCAAGCAUUUAAAGUCCGGGCGCGUCCUGAUUUUUAUUUGGUCAAUUGCUCAUCCAACAUGGCUUCUGUCACUGUUCUUCCAAGUGAGCUCCUCGCUCGCAUCAUCUCGUUCCUUGACCGGCAGUCCCUGAAGGCUAUCCGGCAAACGAGCCGCCUCCUCUCACAGUUUGCUACUCCACGGCUAUUCGACACUCUGCAUCUGUUUCCGGACGAAGAGAGUUAUGAGGCUGUCGAUCGCAUUACGGACCAUGCAACGCUGAAGAAAAUGGUCAAGAAGGUGUAUGUCAAUACGUGUGAAGAUGACUAUGACGACUAUGACGAGGAGGAAAUCGAAUUGACAAGCGAUUUCAAGGACCGAAUCGCCAGGUUCAAGGACUGCCCAAAUGUGCAAAGCGCUGUCUUGCGGUUUGACAAGCAUUGUAGUACAAGCCGCGAAUACUGGAUGAGAGAGAGUCCAGAGACCAUCCGCUUUCGCACAAAAUCUCUUCGUGUCUUUUUUAAAUGGCUGGCCUCGUUUGAAGUACCUUUGCGCGAACUCGGGAUUCGUAACAUGCAAGAUGUGAAUGUCGGGGAUGAAAAAAUAUCCGCCAAUAUCGAGAAAGUGCUGCAGAAUCUACGCACUCUCCGAUUAAGCGUCGUGACAGAGCACAAUGACGCCGCCCCGGAGGAUGACCUUGACUUCCCUGAGCCGCAUGACUUCUUCGCGCAACUUCCAUCCGUGUGGCUCAAACCCUCCGCGUCAUCUCUCGAGCACCUGACGCUCUCCUGCGACAACUACUUCGGCUUCUAUCCCAAGCUGGAACUAAGCGAGGUACAUUUUCCGCACCUUAAAUCCCUCGCCUUUGGUAAUUAUUGCUUUGUGCGGGACUCUCAGCUGGAAUGGAUCCUCUCGCAUGCAGCCACUCUGACUGACCUAUCCUUCGACGACUGCGCAAUUUUAUACGAUGUGUGCCUUGCCGAAGAGCAUCUCAACUGGGGACCCUUCCAGAAGAGCGAGAUGGAAACCCGUCGAGAGCUCGAUGGCCAGGUGUGGGUAAAGUACUACCGCUCCUACAAUAAGCGGUGGCAUCAUUACUUUGACUCCUUCCGAACAAAGCUACCUCAUUUGAGGCAGUUCCUGAUCGGAAGCAAUGACUGGAGUGAUGGCGUCCCAUUUGAAAAGGAGGCUGAAGUCAAGAUCUGCUUGCGGGAAAAUAGAUACAUGGUCUGCUAUGAUGGGUACGGACCCAGUCCGUAUCUUGAAGAAGACUAUGGCCGCCAUGAGUGGGAAAGGGUGGCACCCAAGUGCGAUGAGGAGGAUAGGGACUCCUUACGCCUGCUCUUUGAGAAAACCGGGCAGAGAGUCGUCAAGAUCCCAUUCUUGAGUUCAUUCCAAGAUUAUGUCAGCGAGGACUAAGAAUUCCAAGUCAGAUGCGGCUCGAAAUCUGAGUUGCGGGAAUAUUCUCUCUACACACAGAUCAAUUUGAUACACGAUAUGACAUUAUACGAAUGUUGAAUGGACCCUCUGACGACUACGUUCUACCAUCUAGUUGUUUCCACAAUCAAGCGUCGAAACGCCAGUCAUUACUGGACCACUAUUAUUCGCUCCGUAGAACUGCUGCAGGACGAGCAGCACACCGUAGCAAGAAGGAACAAAGAAAGAACAACAUGUCACUCAACAAUAAUCAAUCAGCCAGGCCUUGAGAUCACCAAUGGUGGGACAAUCGAGAAACAAAGAGCUCCGAAACUCCAGACGAAAUUCAGCCGUGAACUUCUCCGCCAGCACGAGUGACAGAAGGGAAUCAAC